Molecule: messenger RNA, 5332 nt
Organism: Camponotus floridanus (Florida carpenter ant)
Lineage: Eukaryota; Metazoa; Arthropoda; Insecta; Hymenoptera; Formicidae
Gene: Eip74EF
Product: ecdysone-induced protein 74EF
Exons: 8
Coding region: 1301-3010 (569 amino acids)
Biological process (GO): cell differentiation; regulation of transcription by RNA polymerase II
Cellular component (GO): nucleus
Molecular function (GO): sequence-specific DNA binding; DNA-binding transcription factor activity, RNA polymerase II-specific
Source: RefSeq, a predicted model, not a curated record
GAGAGAGAGAGAGAAAGAGAGAGAAGCGGAAUCCGCGCGGACGGGGACGGGCGAGGAAGAGAGAGGGGCAGCGUGUGUCGCGAGCGUGUCUAACCUAGGAUAGUGGCGUUUAGUGGUGGCUAGGCUAGGCAAACCGAGGCUCCGUCCCGUUCAGUGUUUCCGCGCGCGCUUCCCCGGUCGAAGCUCCUCUCGUCUCGUCUCGUCUCUUCUCGUCUCGUGCGCGUCCAGUCUCGCGUGACAGGUCAUCGCGGUUGCGUUGCUCCUUUUGCGAAAAACGAUAAACGCGGGAAAACCACCAGAGGUGAUCGAGAGAUUUUUUUUUUUUACGCCUUCCCCGAGAGGACGUGCCGCGUCCCGCCCGAGGCGCCCCGUGUAAACAAAAACGGAGCAAUUGUUUAUUUGGGUUUGUGCGUGUUGGAUCAAGCUUCAGUGUGCGGAACAAUUUGCAGCGUCGUUUGAUUUUAUUAUUACGUGUGGCUCGUGAUGUACAGAAUGAAACAGUGGUUUUGAUUCGCUGAAGGAUUUUAAUCGCGAUCGCUAAACUUCCUGGGACUAGGUAUUACGAGACGAAGAAAGUUGCGAGAAGAAAGUGAGAAAGAAGUUUCUUUUUUUCGGAACUGUCUUUUUAAAUACGCUUUCGAAGUUCGAGCUUUCGAAAUAAACCUUAAUCGUCGAUGAUUUAUGGAUUUUUCAUAACUUGGUGUAUCGUCUUCAAGCACGAGUGAUUUCGAGAGACGCAGAAUUUUUCCGGUUCACUCGUAAUCUUCUCGACUGAUUAUCCGCGAGCGAUAUUCAUCUCGGCGUCUAGUCGCUUUCCUUUCGUGAAAAAAAAAGGGAAAUUUCCCGAGACGCGUACGUGUGCGUGGGUGGACGCGCGGUCGCGUGCGUGCGUCGUGCACGCGCGUACACAAGUCGCGUGGGCUGUCGCAAUUCGUUCCGAUAAAUAAUCGCGGGGAUCGACACGCCUUCUCUUCUCUUUCCUUCUCAUUUCCUCGAAAAAGGAAAAUUAUCGCGAGGCUGGAAAAAUUAGCGAGGGAACUUGCUCGGUGAAUACAGUGCCAGUGCGGAAGAAAUCAAGUGUGCGAAACAGACCUCGGAGACGAUUGCGUGUGCUUGGCUUCCUUCCUUCCUUCCUUUCUUUGGAGCUCCGCGGAACAGAACGGAGGCAAACGACAACGCGUAGGAAAAAGCAAGAGUCGUCCGGGCGCGGCUUGAAACGAAAGGAGAGGAGUCCCGGAGAGGUGGUUUUAGAUGUUAGAAGGCGCGGGGGUGGCUAAAGUGGCCCCGCCGCCGGGUCCCGAUGCCGGUCCCCGUAUCGCAAACGCCUACAUUGACCUCCACCCUCGUACCCAAGGAGGAAUCAAACAUGCCUUUCAUAGACGACGAGCUGUUCUGGUACUCUGACAAUGACGGAAAAAUGGAUCUGACCCAGUGCCUUCAGCAGAGCAACACGGGCCAAUCGGUAGAAUUUUCGCCGAUAGAGUUGAGUGCUCUGGUAGGAACGCCGGCGGCUUCGAAUGUGCCGGCAGAGGAGGGCGCGGACAUGUCCGGGAUCACAGGGGAGGAACUGUUCGAUCCCAUGGAUUUGCUGCGGGAAUUCGAUGCGGAGCCCAGCCAACCCACCUCCACCACGACCCUUUCCUCCUACAGGCGACAAAGGCACAACAUCGCCGCCUUGAAUCCUUUAUUAGCGGAAAAAUUGGCAGCCCCGUCGACGCAAACGUCUUCGACGUCCAUCCCUUACGCUUCGAGGGCGGAAAUCAAGACGGAGAACAUUCAACCAGAGCCGAGUAAAGUGGAUACCAGGGAAGUCCAGCCGCACGACACGGGCGAGAAGGAACAAUUAGGCCUCGCGAGCGUGAAAGUAGAGCCGGGAUCCACCAGUGCGACUACCACCAGUAGCACCCGUCUGCUCCAUGGCAUCCUCUCCCAGCAUCCCCAGCAGCACAGCCUGGGGCUGCAGAACGGAUAUGGCCGACACUUGGCCGGUCACGCUCAAAUGGGCCAGCCGCCUUACACUACUGCCGCCACGAGUACGCCAGGAAGCGGAUCACUGCCAGCAAGCCCAGCGGACAGCGGAGUCAGCGAUGUCGAGUCCAGCACAUCCUCCGGUGGCAACGAGGACGCGAAUCUCUUACUAAAAGCCAGGCUCAAUCCUAAUUCGUCCCUCCAGCCAGGUCUGGCAUCUCAUCACUCUCAUCUGUCAUCCGCAGCACUCGGCAGGACGGCCUGCCACAGCCCCGGGGUUUACCCGUCGACAGCGACCUUUCUGCCGCCCUCGUAUCAUCCGCAUCAGCAUCAUCCCUCCCAGUAUCAUCCGCAUCGGGGGAGCUCGCCGCAUCAUCAGCACAGCAACCACACCAUGGGUUCGACGAUGGGGCCGCCCCACCAUCACCACCAUCACCAUCAAACGCAGAGUCUACAGCACUUGCAUUACCGUCAGCCACCCUCGCUGUCCGAGAGCUACAACAACUAUGUGAACUCCAUGUAUGGCGGAGGCGGCCAAUUCGCGACCCCCUGCACCCCGAGCCCGCCGCGGGGACCCGGCGGCGUGCCCACCAGCGUGAUCCAAGCGGCCACCAGCUCGGUCUCGGACGACCUCUAUCUUCUCGAGCUGGGCUUCCCGCCGCGCUCGAAGAAAAGUAAACUGAAGAAGCCGCGUCAAGGUGAGGGCGGCGGCGCCGCGGUGAAGCGGAAAUCGCGCGAGGGCUCGACCACGUACCUGUGGGAGUUCCUCCUCAAGCUACUGCAGGACCGGGAAUACUGUCCGCGCUACAUCAAGUGGACGAAUCGCGAGCGGGGCGUCUUCAAGCUGGUCGACAGCAAGGCGGUCUCGCGUCUUUGGGGCCUGCACAAGAACAAACCGGACAUGAAUUACGAGACGAUGGGGAGGGCUCUGCGCUACUACUAUCAGCGUGGUAUUCUCGCAAAGGUGGACGGCCAGCGGUUGGUCUAUCAGUUCGUCGAGGUGCCGAAGGACAUCGUCGAGAUCGAUUGUACAGGCGCAUGAAACAGGGAGCCGGCCCGUCCCGCGGUGGACGAGGAAAAGGAGCUGCUGCUGCGGCGGCAACGCGGCGUCUCGACGCGAACUCGACGUCGAUCGUCGUUACCGUCAUCGCUGCUGAUGUUGCGGCGUCACGGGCCCGUCGUGGGAUUUCAUCCACGCGAAAAAACGCCGUCCAGCGAUUCUUCCCGCCGAGACGCGCCAAUCUGGCACACCCCUCAGACGUUGUAAAAUGCAUUUUUCCCUCUCCCUCUCACUUCAUAUAUCUUUCUCUCUCUCUCUCUCCCUCUCUUUCUUCUUCUCUUCUUCUGUCUCUCCCACCUUGCUUCUCUAUUUUUCUCUCUACACGUGUCCUUCUUUCUAUACUUCUCUCUUUCCCUCUGGCUUUGUUUGUUCCUUGUAUUAUACCUAUGUAAAUGUAUAUUAAGGCGCCGGAUGACGCGACGUCGUCGGAGGUGGUCCCGACCCAGUACCUCGUCCUCCUCCUGCGGUCCGUUUCUUUCUCGUGUGUCCGAAUAUCGCGUAGGAUCGAGACGGGAUCGGCAUCGUGUGAUUGGCGGCGCCCAAAUCGUUGAAAUUUGUACAAAAUUUAGUUUUUAAAGCGUCGAGAAGAGGAAACUAAAGAUUUUAUCUCGGGAUGUACCUUUUUUUGUGGAAGGACGCCGUGGACAAAUUACUUAAGCGUGAAACAUCGGAAAAAAGGAAAAUUGUACAUUCGAAAAAUAUAUAUAAAUUAUUUAUUGUAUAUUAGACGUUUAUAUAUGUGUGUUACCUAAGGAAUUUGUUAUGCGCGUUAUAUCCAUGUAAAUGGUAAACGUACGAAAACGGAGGAAAGUUUAGAGAAACAAAAAAACAAAAAUGUAACGAAAUGAGGGCUGUGAAUGGAUGAUGGUAGCGAGAGGAGAGGAAAAGAGACGAGAAACGAGCACGGCGAAAGAAUGAGAGGCAGCGUCUCUCGAUAGCGUUUCACGGAGCGAGCUCAGGGAGGGGUACACAUUAUAUUUUUUUAAGUAUAAGCGGAAGGGAUUGGCCCUUUCGAUUCGUGAGCCGAGGGGCUCAACAACGCAAGGUGCUGGCUAAUAUACAUACAUACACACAUACACACACACCGAGGUCCAACAAUAUUUAGCAAACCUAGUGUUACUGAUUCGUAUAAAGAUUAUCGAGACAGACAUUAUAUUAUAUCUCUGUGUAUAUAGAUAUAAAGAAUUUACCUUUAGUAAGAAAAAUUAUAUAUUAUAUUGAAUAUAUUAUAUAUAUUAUAUAAAUAUAUAUAUUAUAUGUUAUGUAGUAAAAAUGGAGCAAAGUUAAAUGUAUCUCUAUGAGAUUUGUCGUCACACCCGGCGACACGCGUAGGGAGCUUAACCGUCUCGUGCGCCCGCGACGUCUCUCCCUCGAAAUCGUUCUACUCUUUACCGUUUCCCCCCGAUGUUAGAUCGGGGAUGAAUUUUAUACAUUUGAGGACGCGUUUGCCGAUCGCGUUCGGCCCCCUCUUUUUAGUCGCAGUCAUCGCAACGCACACAUACAUUGCUCUGGUCUCGCAUGCUCAGACUGAUCGGAGACGUCGCACGUACAACAGAGAGGAAGCCCACCCGGGGCGCGUAAUAAUAAAGCGCGUAACCCUAGAGUAAAAUUUAACUUAUUGGCGCCCCGGGACGCGUGACGCGCGCGAAUGCGAGUGUAUCCUACGUAGCCCUAAGUUUUUGUACAUAAAGAGGAAUCGUCGCAAAGAGAUAUAUAUGUUUAAGGGAGAAAGAAUGUUGCCGGUUAUCCUCGCGAGAAUUAUCCGCGAGAGAAAGAAUACGACGAGGAAGGUGAAAGGAAAGGAAACGAAGAGUUGUACAGAUCACGCGCGAUGGUAAAACGUAACGCGUGUCACAGGCCGAUUUUGCAUUACAGCCUCGGGAUAUUUCGAUGAAACGAAAAAAAGAUAUACAGUACAUAUUUGAACAGUGAUCCAGUGCUGCCAAUAAUGCCUGUAAACGGUCCCUUCGGCAUUUAUCGCUCGAAUCGGAGUCUUUUCGAGUCGAGUGCGCGGUGCUAGUUAGAUUGAUCAACGUUUCGGGGGACACCAGACAUACCGAUGAUACAAAGCAAAUUGCCUUCUCGUAUUAACAAAGACGUGUUGCCUUCUAACAAAAAAAAGAUGCAUAUAAAAAGUUCUAGCGAUUUGUAUCGUAAACCGUCACUUUGUCCAGGUACUUAAACCUCUUUACAUACCUAGCAUCGUUUUAUGAAGAAUUAAAUUUUGUAAUUUUAUCAGAGUUCUUUGGAGUACGUGGCGCGACUUUUAUCGUACUUUGAAUACAAUGUAUUGGCGGGAAAUAG